This is a messenger RNA of Fusarium subglutinans, 753 nucleotides long. RefSeq lists its product as uncharacterized. Bases 1 to 753 code for a protein of 250 amino acids. Lineage: Eukaryota; Fungi; Ascomycota; Sordariomycetes; Hypocreales; Nectriaceae. The transcript is spliced from 3 exons. The record is from RefSeq and is a predicted model, not a curated record.
AUGCCUGACAUAGCAAGGAGUUUCAUAUGGCGAAUUGUACGCCAUGUCGCAAUCAUCUUGCCCGCGGGGACUCUCCUUGGUGCUGGCGUUGCCUUGGGGUUACCUCCGCACCCUCACUUGGAUGCUGCAAUCUUCUUGUUGCUAGCCGUGUCUGCCGUGGUUUCUUUUCUCUUGCACGGGCCGGCCUUUCAGCAAGCCCGUCUCGGCACUAUCGCUGGUCUCGUUGCCCUUAGCUGCAUCAUUUCUCGGUCACACUGCUUCACGCAAUCCCCAAUGUCAAGAAUCGAGAUCAUGGUCGGGCUUCGAGAUUAUAUCCUGAAGAUGGCCGUAGUCACAUCCGUGAUAGCCAUGAGAUUGACGGCGAUGCCCAGAAACAGACAAGAAACCGCGGGAACAAUGGAGGAGGGAGAGCAUAUCUCACCCAGGGGCAUUGAGCGAUACAAAUCUCUGCGCAAUCUAAGCACAAGACUGUCCUGGGACUUGGCUUCCACCGUAAGCCAUGUAGGUCUACUCUCCAACAUAGGCUCAUUGGAUUUCAAGUUUAUGUCUGGACCCAAAUCCCAUGAUUCGGACUGUUCAUCUGGUAAAGACUCGGACAUUACACUGUCAUCUGAUAUGCAAGGCGAGCCGACCCGGAACAUGGAUAUCAUUGAAUGGACUACUGCCACAAGCCCUGCCAUAGGCUCUGUCACACUCGAAACCAUAGCAGACCCAUACUCAACGCAGACAAUACUGCAGAAGGAUACAGCGUAA